AUGAAACCUAAGGCCCCUAUUCACGACAACGUCAGGACGGCCUUGGAACUAGCCGAGUCUAGUGAAUGGAGUGCGCUACAUCGCCUUGUCACAGCACAAGCCGAGCGUGCUGAUGACAUGGAUGACUUUGGCAUGAUGCCAUUGCACUGGGCUUGCACGGACACGCACGUGCCGUUGCGUGUCGUUAAGAAACUCGUAGACGUGGCCCCGUCUGCUUUGAGUCAUAAAAACAAAGGCGGUUUGCUACCACUGCACAUUGCCGUUAAGGCAGCGACUAAAUUAGAGGUACUGCGCACACUCGUGCAGGCAGCGCCUGACGUGGCCACGUGUCUUUUUGAAGAGACGCCAACGGGAGAGACGCCUGCUGAACUGGCUAGAGCGUAUCAACUUACGGACGAUAAAGUGAGCUUCUUAGUAGAGGAAGAGGCAAAGCUUCGAGCAGAAGGCAAGGCGCCGGACCGUCCGAGUGCUCGAUUCCAAGCCUUUUUGAACCAACCAGGAGGCUUUCCUCUUUCAUCGGACGACACGGCGAGUGUCAGCAGCGUAAGGAGGAUUCCUUCUACGCUCGGAAGCAACAGGGGAGGAGCUACGAUACUUGACGAAUGGGCAAGCAGCAGAACGGCAUCUAGCUCGUUUAGCAGUGCACUGAGACUACCCGAUGGAUUGGCAGAUGUUCCGUUGCCACCACGUUGGCGAUUGGAUAAGAGAUGCAACAUUUGUCAGCUAAAGUUCAGCUACUUUAAGACACGCCAUCAUUGCCGCUCGUGUGGUGAGUCGGUGUGUAGCACGCACUCGAACAAACGUUAUCCGCUACAUCAUUUGGGACUCAAGACCCCGCAGCGCGUAUGUAUCUUGUGCUACGAUGAUUUGCGGGAGAAUGGUACACCCUCCGCAGUUGUUAACAUGUAUGGACAUGGACGUCACAGUGGCUUGCCGUCGAUAGAAUCUAAUAUGAUGCGAAAGGAAUUAGCGCAACAUCCUGACUACCAAAAAGGAGCAGGUCGACCGCCACUGCGUUCCAUCAAUAGCACCGUGUCGCUGACUGAUACAUCGUCAAGUAGUCGUGACUCGGCGCUCCAGUGCCAGUCGGAUACCGACCACUACAUACAUAAUUCGAACACUCCACACUGCGGUACUCUGGACAACAGACGCACAGAAGCCACCGACAACAGUGAUGAUCACAACCCAAUUUUGACGACGGAUUUGCCUUUUGAAGACGAUUCUUGGGGUCGUCCACGUGCCUGGACAGACGUUGACUCAACUGAGAAAUAUCAGGACAUGCAGGAGCAAGUGCGCGAGCUGGAGUCGCAUGUGCACGAGCUUACGUUGGCUAAGUCUCGUAUUGAAAAGAAACUUGAAGAUGCAACCCGAAUGGCUGCAGAGGCUAAGAAGGAGCGAAGCGCAGUGGAUGCGGACGUAGCUGAGCUUCGCAGCAAUCGGAUUAUUGAUAUUAAUCGUCUUUCAUUAGGUGACGACGAAGAAGACGAAGAGAACCAGGGGAAGACGGAUGAUUAUGAUAUUGCGCAAGAGAAGAAGCGUGGGCUUUCGGUGCAAGUUGAAAAGAAGAUUGAGUUGAUCGAAGACAAGGAAGUGAACAUUGCGGAGACAUGCAAUUACUUAGGACAGGUUUUCCUUGAUCGCGAGGAGUAUACUAGCGCUGUUGUGGAAUUCCGCAAGUCAGUGGAGGCUAACCGAAAAGACGUGGACGCAUGGAUCAACCUGGCGCGCGCCCUCCACAGUGCUGGCGAGUUUUACGAUGCGGAAAUUGCUAUCCGGCGCGCUUUGGCUUUGACUCCUGAAAAUUACGCAUCACUUUCGGUACUGGGCAAGAUCCUACAUUCAAAGGGAGAACAUGACAGAGCUGUCGAGAUGUUCCGUGAGGCGUUAAGCCUGAUGGACCAGGAGGAAAUGUCUGAUGAUGAUGUCGGUUCGAUGACCGUUGGCUGGUAA
Peronospora farinosa is the source of this 1950-nucleotide messenger RNA. NCBI's taxonomy places the organism in Eukaryota, Oomycota, Peronosporomycetes, Peronosporales, Peronosporaceae. The record is from the annotation of a GenBank genome assembly.